This is a messenger RNA of Entelurus aequoreus (snake pipefish), 1746 nucleotides long. Its product is annotated as sterol 26-hydroxylase, mitochondrial-like. Gene Ontology annotation, molecular function: heme binding; monooxygenase activity; iron ion binding. The record is from RefSeq and is a predicted model, not a curated record. Gene Ontology annotation, cellular component: mitochondrial inner membrane. Bases 29 to 931 code for a protein of 300 amino acids. Lineage: Eukaryota; Metazoa; Chordata; Actinopteri; Syngnathiformes; Syngnathidae. The transcript is spliced from 6 exons. Gene Ontology annotation, biological process: cholesterol metabolic process; C21-steroid hormone biosynthetic process; cortisol metabolic process.
CAUCUGCUCGGUGGUGUUUGAGAGCAGGAUGGGAUGUUUGGAGCAGAAAGUUCCAGAAGAGACUCAGAAGUUCAUCUGGUCUGUAGGAGAAAUGUUCCGUUUGUCUCCCAUCAUAGUCCUCUUCCCUAGAUCUAUGUGGCCUUACCUGCCCUACUGGAACACCUUUGUCUCCGUCUGGGAUCACCUCUUUCUAGUCUCUGAGGAGCUGGUCCAGAAGAAGAUGGAGGAGCUGGAGCAGCAGCACCAGGAGGAUGUGGACCUGGAAGGUGCGUACCUGACUCACCUGCUCCUCAGCCAGCAGAUGAGCAUGUCAGAGAUCCUGGGCAGCGUGACGGAGCUCCUCCUGGCGGGUGUGGACACGACCUCCAACACCAUCUCCUGGGCUUUGUACCACCUGGCCAGGGAGCCCGCCAUCCAGGAGAGGCUGCACCAGGAAGUGCUGCGCAUUUGCCCCGCCCACAGGAUGCCCGACGGUGAGGACGUGGCCAAGAUGCCCUACCUGAAGGCGGUGGUGAGGGAGACCCUGAGGAUGUAUCCUGUGGUGCCAGGGAACGCUCGCCUUACCGUGGACGGUGACAUCGUGGUGGGAGGACAUCUUUUUCCUAAAGGGACUCUCUUCCACCUGUGUCACUACGCCGUGUCGAUGGACGAGAGCGUGUUCCCCGACCCGCACGCCUUCCUGCCGGAGCGAUGGCUACGGGGCGGCGAGGAGAAGGCCAAGCCACACCCCUUUGGAUCGGUGCCGUUCGGCUUCGGGGUGCGGGCGUGUCUGGGCCGGCGUGUGGCGGAGCUGGAGAUGUACCUGCUGCUGGUCACGCUCAUCAAAGAGUUUGAGGUGAGGCCCGACCCCGCUGGGACCGUCGUCACACCCAUCACCAGAACCCUCCUGUGCCCGGCCACGCCCAUCAACCUCCUCUUUGUGGACCGCUGAGGUGAGGAGGCGGAGUCUCUAUGCCACACCUGCACUUCCUGUUGCCACGUUGGACACAAACUCACAUUUUCUUAUUCGUAUUUCAUAUUAGAUAUUUCAUAUUUCCAUCCAUCCAUUUUUGUCCGCUUAUCCGAGGUGGGGUCGCGGGGGCAGCAGCCUAAGCAGGGAAGCCCAGACUUCCCUCUCCCCAGCAACUUGGUCCAGCGCCUCCCGGGGGAUCCCGAGGCGUUCCCAGGCCAGCCGGGAGACAUAGUCUCCCCACCAUGUCCUGGGUCUUCCUCGCGGUCUCCUACUGGUCAGACGUUCCCUAAACACCUCCCUAGGGUGGAAUCCUGACCAGAUGUCUGAACCACCUCAUCUGGCUCCUCUCCAUGUGGAGGAGCAGUGACUUUACUCUGAGAUCCUCCCGGACGGCAGCUCUUCUCACCCUAUCUCUAAGGGAGAGACCCGCCCCCUAACAGGGGAUACUCAUUUUGACCGCUUGUACCCGUGAUCUUGUCCUUUCGGUCAUAACCCAAAGCUCAUGACCAUAGGUGAGGAUGGGAACGUAGAUCCACCGCUAAAUUGAGAGCUUUGCCUUCCGGCUCACGACGGAUCGAUACAGCGUCCGCAUUACUGAAGACGCCGCACUGAUCCACCUGUCGAUCUCACCAUCCACUCUUCCCUCACUGGUGAACAAGACUCCCAGGUACUUGAGCUCCUCCACUUGGGGCAGGGUCUCCUCCCCAACCUGGAGAUGGCACUCCACCAUUUUCCGGGUGAGAACCAUGGACUCGGACCUGGAGGUGCUGAUUCUCAUCCCAGUCACUUCAAUC